This is a messenger RNA of Ectocarpus sp. CCAP 1310/34, 2202 nucleotides long. The record is from the annotation of a GenBank genome assembly. NCBI's taxonomy places the organism in Eukaryota, Phaeophyceae, Ectocarpales, Ectocarpaceae.
GCUGCUUCUGACAACACCCUUGGCGCGCGACGUGCUGCCUCUUGUCAGCCCACUGCAUAUUCGUCAGGGCUGCUAUCACCCGCUGUUCCUGAUCGUCUCAGUAACCGCGAAAAAGGUUGUGUUCUUCAACAACAGCAGCUCGCGACAUCCUUCGUUACCUCAACACUCCCCGACCUUACAGCAGUAGCGCACACCAAGCCCCACCAUCCGCGGAUCAGCAUCACGCAGGACAGGAUCUGCGGUGUUGAAUGCUCAGAUCAACACCGGGCAGCAUCGGGUGUUGGCGAUCAAGGCGGAACACGCCAUCAAGAGCAGGCUACAACAACUACAGUUUCGAAGGAUAGGCUGUGCAUCUUCUGUCGAUGUUGUCGGUGGCGGCCGUGGCAGCAGGGAUGUGUAUCGGAUCCGUGCCAGCCAAAGUAACCGCCGGGGCUGGCAUCGGAACGCCCGCUACCACCGGAAACUUGAUGCGGUUAUCCGACGCAGGCUUUUGGGAUAUCGUGGCCAUGGCGUUCUUCGUGCUGCUUGUCGUCGAGGCCACGAAGAAGUUCUUCUCCCCACGUGCAUGUCUGAACACGGACGGGAUGAGUUCCAAGACUGGGAUAGCCGUGGCGUUACCCUAUCGAGGGACCCGGCGGUGCAUUUACCUGGACUACAACGCCACUUCGCCGAUAUUUCCGGAGGUCUCGCGCGAGAUGUUUCCCUUCCUCGGCGAGUGCUUCGGAAACCCCUCGAGCGGCCACGCCCUGGGGAGGGCCUGCAAGAAGGCCGUAGCGCUGGCUCGCGCGCGCGUGGCGUCGCUGCUCGGCUGCUCGCCGGAAGAGGUCGUGUUCGUCGCGAGCGGGUCGGAGGCCGACAACCACGCCAUUCUCGCUUCGUUGACGCUACACGCCGAAGCAGCGACAACUCCUGCUUCUGCUGCUUCGAGUUCGCUGCCGCACGUGGUGUCCUCGGCGAUCGAGCACCCCGCCAUCACCAAGUGCCUCAACCACCUCGUGGCGGAGGGGAAGGUGGAAGUGACUUUCGUGGGGGUAGACGAAGAGGGCAGGGUUUCCGUUGACGAUGUCGUGAGAGCUUUUCGGCCGGAGACGACGCUUGUGACCAUCAUGCACAGCAACAACGAGGUGGGGUCUCUGCAGCCCAUCACGGAGAUCGCGGCGGCUUGUCGGCAGCGAGGGAUCAUGUGCCACACCGAUGCCGCCCAAAGUAUCGGAAAAGUGCCCGUGAAUGUGGCGGACCUCGGCGUGGACAUGCUCACCCUCGUUGGCCACAAGUUCGGAGCGCCCAAGGGAGUGGCCGCUCUCUUCGUACGGCGAGGGCUGGCAUUACCGCCAAUGAUACACGGUGGGGGUCAAGAGGCAGGAAGGAGAGCGGGGACCGAGAACGUGCUCCUGAUUUCUGGGAUGGGCAAGGCCGCAGAGAUUGUUGACGUCGAGCUCGAGCGGCUCUCGAAGCACCUUGCCGCGAUGCGCGAACGCCUUCUGGAACUGCUCAUGGCGGCGAAUUUGGGGGACGGCGUAAAGGUACACGGUCCCCGUAGCCCCUCCUUGCGUCUGCCCAACACGCUCAGCAUCGGCCUUCCGGGGGUGGAGGCACGGGGGCUGCUCGAGCGGCUUUCAGAAACGGUGGCGGCGUCCGCGGGUUCGGCAUGCCACGCCGGCGAAGCGACCAUGUCUGGGGUAUUGCAAGCGAUGGGCGUGGAUGAGCCGACGGGAUUUGGCACCCUUCGGCUAUCCGUUGGGAGGCAUACCACGCGGAAAGAGGUGGAUCAAGCUGUGGCUGCGAUAGUACGAGAGGCCACGACCAUGCUUGCAGCCGAGAAAAAGCGCUGAACCAGCAUCUUCGCUUGGUCUUGUUGCUGUGUACCGAAAUAUAUACAACGCAUUCCAAAGGCAUCCACAUUUGAGCAUGUUGCUGACGUAUUGUUCUAUUUGGGCAAGAUGUAUGCAGCCUUGUGGGCGAAACGCAUGAUUCGUGACUGGGUUGGAGGACUUCGGCUUCAGGAUUCGCGUGGACCACCAUGGAUGCAGAAAAUUUCGUUGCCUUGCAUCUUCUGCCGAAAGGAGUUUUGCUUGGGGAUCAGCGCGUCUUGCGAGGGGUCAUUCGCUGCUAUCGCCAGCGAUUCGAUCAUAUUUGGAGUUCUGAGUCGAACAGUAUCGCUAACCCCAAGCCGGUUGAACUUCUUGGGGGGGGAGAAGUGGU